Letharia columbiana is the source of this 2397-nucleotide messenger RNA. RefSeq lists its product as uncharacterized. Gene Ontology annotation, cellular component: nucleus. Lineage: Eukaryota; Fungi; Ascomycota; Lecanoromycetes; Lecanorales; Parmeliaceae. Gene Ontology annotation, biological process: nucleotide-excision repair; transcription by RNA polymerase II; positive regulation of mitotic recombination. Gene Ontology annotation, molecular function: ATP binding; damaged DNA binding; DNA helicase activity. The transcript has a single exon. The record is from RefSeq and is a predicted model, not a curated record. Bases 1 to 2397 code for a protein of 798 amino acids.
AUGAAGUUUAAUAUCGAAGAUCUCCCUGUUCUUUUCCCAUAUCCUAGGAUAUAUCCAGAACAGUAUGCCUAUAUGUGCGACCUCAAACGCACCCUUGAUGCAGGAGGUCAUUGUGUUCUGGAGAUGCCUUCUGGGACAGGGAAGACAGUGUCACUUCUCUCCCUGAUCGUAGCCUAUCAACAGUACUAUCCUGAACACCGAAAGCUAAUCUACUGCUCUCGUACCAUGUCAGAGAUCGAGAAAGCCCUGGCAGAAUUGAAGGCUCUGAUGAAGUACCGAGCAGACCAGCUCGGCGAGGAAGAAGAGUUCCGUGGGCUUGGACUGACCAGUCGCAAGAAUUUGUGUCUUCAUCCUUCUGUCAAGAAAGAGAAAAGCGGUGCAAUAGUUGACGCCCGAUGCAGAAGCUUGACUGCUGGUUUUGUGAAAGAAAAGAAGGAGAGGGGUGAGGAUGUUGACGUCUGCGUGUAUCAUGACAACCUAGAUCUCCUCGAACCUCACAAUCUCGUACCUAAUGGCGUCUUCACAUUCGAUGGCAUACUCAAGUACGGGGAGAAGCAUAAGCAAUGUCCCUAUUUCACUGCGCGAAGGAUGAUGCCCUUCUGCAAUGUCAUUAUUUACUCAUAUCACUAUUUGCUCGAUCCUAAGAUUGCAGAACGGGUAUCUAAAGAGCUGUCCAAGGACUGCAUCGUGGUUUUCGACGAAGCUCACAAUAUCGACAACGUUUGCAUCGAGUCGUUGAGCAUCGAUUUGACGGAGGAUUCUUUACGGAAAGCAACACGAGGGGCCAACAAUCUCGAGCGCAAGAUCACAGAAAUGCGGUCUUCUGACGCCGAGAAACUCCAGAAUGAGUAUGCCAAGCUGGUAGAGGGUCUCCGAGACGCAGAUGAAGCUAGAGAAGAAGAUGCAUUCAUGGCAAACCCAGCACUCCCAGAUGAUCUUCUUCAAGAAGCCGUCCCCGGUAACAUACGUCGAGCAGAGCACUUUGUCGCCUUCCUCAAACGUUUUGUGGAAUACCUGAAGACCCGAAUGAAAGUCUUGCAUGUCAUCUCAGAAACACCGCCCUCAUUCCUCCAACAUUUAAAAGACCUAACCUUCAUUGAAAAAAAGCCUCUCCGCUUCUGCGCCGAACGACUAACCUCCCUCGUCCGCACUCUGGAACUCACAAACAUAGAAGACUACCAACCCUUGCAAGAAGUAGCUACCUUCGCCACUCUCGCCGCAACCUACGACAAAGGUUUCCUCCUGAUCCUCGAACCCUACGAAUCGGACACCGCCACCGUUCCCAACCCCAUUCUCCACUUCACGUGCCUCGACGCUGCUAUCGCUAUCAAGCCCGUGUUUGACCGCUUCUCCUCAGUUAUCAUCACCUCCGGCACAAUCUCUCCUCUGGAAAUGUACCCAAAGAUGCUCGGCUUUACGACCGUCGUGCAAGAAUCCUACUCCAUGACCCUAGCCCGACGCUCCUUUCUACCCAUGAUCGUAACGCGAGGCUCCGACCAGUCUGCCAUAUCAUCCGGCUUCCAAAUCCGCAAUGAACCCGGCGUCGUCCGCAACUACGGCACUCUCUUACUGGAGUUCAGCAAACUAACCCCCGAUGGCAUUGUCGUUUUCUUCCCCUCAUAUCUAUACAUGGAGAGCAUAAUCAGCAUGUGGCAAGGCAUGGGCACGCUCGAUGAGAUCUGGAAAUACAAACUCAUCCUCGUCGAAACGCCCGACUCGCAAGAAACCUCUCUAGCGCUCGAAACCUACCGCACAGCCUGCUGCAACGGCCGGGGCGCAAUCUUACUUUGCGUCGCUCGAGGCAAGGUUUCAGAAGGUAUAGAUUUCGAUCACCAUUAUGGUAGGACGGUGCUCUGCAUCGGCGUGCCCUUCCAAUACACCGAAUCCCGCAUCUUAAAAGCCCGCCUGGAAUUCCUGCGCGAGACCUAUCGCAUCCGCGAGAAUGACUUUCUUUCCUUCGAUGCCAUGCGGCACGCCGCGCAGUGUCUCGGUCGCGUGCUCCGUGGCAAAGACGACUACGGUAUCAUGGUACUCGCUGACCGCCGUUUCCAGAAGAAACGCACCCAGCUUCCAAAAUGGAUAAACCAAGCACUACUUGAUAGUGACACGAGCCUAAGCACGGAUAUGGCGACCGCGAGCGCGAAGAAAUUCCUGCGGACGAUGGCGCAGCCUUUUAGUGAGAGAGAUCAGGCGGGGGUCAGUACGUGGGAUCUGAGGGAUUUAGAGAGGCAUAAGGAGAAAAUGGAGGAGGAGAAGAUUCGGGAGUUGAGGAACGGAGGGGAAAAGAUGGAGGUGGAUGGUGUGGAUGGGCGUUUCAAUGUGCAGAAUGGAGUUGAUGGGGAUGACUUUGAGGAUGAGGAUAUGGAUGCACUCAUGCGGGAUGCUGAUGCUGAGUGA